AUGUUUCUCUCUCGAGCAGCUAAGCGGGCGUGCUGCCUGGACUCGCGCCUCCUGCCGCCGACCUUCCUGCUCCCUUUCACCGCACAAUUGAGCAGCGUUUCGCACACGACCGACGCAUCAAACACUCCCGAAGUUCUUCUCAACUCCUCCGCCGCAAAAGUCGACUCUCCUCCCAAGUCAACAGCUGCUACAACUGCUCCUCCUUCGGCCAGCCAUGCCCCGGCAUCCGCACCUAAGCUUCCUACACCCUCUCAAUCGCCUCCGGCCUUGAGCGAUUCUGUCCGUGAAUUGUUGCCUGUACUUCGCGCUCAGGGUCCCCACUACAUUACCGCACACAUCUAUGAUCGCCCUUAUCUCUUGACUGAGGGUGAUACUCUGCGCGUGCCGUUCCUCAUGCACGGCGUUCAGCCCGGCGAUGUCCUGCGUUUAACUCACGCCUCGUCACUCGGUUCGCGAGACCUGACUCUGAAAGCCGGUGCCCAACCUGCCAACUCUCGAUCACCCACUGCAUCCACUAUCUCGGUUGUCAAUCCCACACCUGGCAGCGUCUUGACCACCGAGAGCAGAAGGAUGCCUGACGGAGGCCACUUUGUGCCACAUCUUGCCAAGGGCAAGCACGUCUAUGUCGACGACAGACUAUUCGUGUGCAGAGCCACUGUCAUGGGUACCGAGGCUGAGCCUAUGCGUAUCAAGGAGAAGACAAAGCGCAGACAAAGGAGGGUCAAGACUGUCAAGAGCAAGCACCGCUUCACUGUGCUCAAGAUCAAGGAACUGAGGAUAAGAGGUCUGGACGAGAUUGAGAGUGGUAUCGACGUUUAA
Molecule: messenger RNA, 819 nt
Organism: Aureobasidium musti
Lineage: Eukaryota; Fungi; Ascomycota; Dothideomycetes; Dothideales; Saccotheciaceae
Source: the annotation of a GenBank genome assembly